Molecule: messenger RNA, 205 nt
Organism: Linum tenue
Lineage: Eukaryota; Viridiplantae; Streptophyta; Magnoliopsida; Malpighiales; Linaceae
Source: the annotation of a GenBank genome assembly
AUGAAAAGGGACAGGAGUCGUCGGAGAUGGAGUUAUUUCGUCAAAGACGAGUAGAUCUGGGUGAGGUUUUGAUUUGCAUGUGGAGUUUUCUUGAUAUUUGUAAGACGAGGGUUUUCUGAUAUUUCCUCGGUUUUGAUUUGUGCGAGGGGGGAGGAAGCAGGGAAGAGGCCGAUCAACGUGAUGGAGGGGAAAUCUAUGGCCGCCU